Molecule: messenger RNA, 1179 nt
Organism: Tarenaya hassleriana
Lineage: Eukaryota; Viridiplantae; Streptophyta; Magnoliopsida; Brassicales; Cleomaceae
Product: pre-mRNA-splicing factor syf2
Exons: 6
Coding region: 249-1109 (286 amino acids)
Cellular component (GO): Prp19 complex; catalytic step 2 spliceosome; post-mRNA release spliceosomal complex
Source: RefSeq, a predicted model, not a curated record
UACUCGGUGAUUUCUAGUUUUAGGGUUUCAUUCGUUCAUGCCGUUCCGAUUGUUUGGUUGGAUACCGAGAAGGAAAGGGCAAACAGCACGAUAUAAAGAUUCAGCUUAGUUCUUCGUUUGCUCGUUGAUUGGAGGAAAGUUCGUAUGUAUUGGCUGAUUUUGCCUUGGAGGAUCAUCAUGAGUUAGAUUAGAUCGAGCUGUGCCUACAGGAGAGGGAUAGCCGGAAUACGCUAACACCAGCGUACAAUAUGGAUAGGGAUAGAAAUGUGCACCCAGAUUGUAUAAAUGCUUCGAAUCCUUAUCAUGAGUGUGUGGAAUAUUGCUUCAGAAAAAUAGCUGAAGCCAAGGCCCGAUUGGAGCAGCAGGAGGCCGCAGAAUCAGCUGGAGCUAGUGGUGGCCAUGUUUACUCUGAUGCAAAAUUUCGCGAGCAGGAGGUCUCCCUUGAUGAAAAACAAGAGGAAGAGACAUCUGAAGAUGAGGAUGAUAAACUGCCUGAAGUAGACGUGACUCAGCUUACAGGGAGGAAGAAGAAAUUGUUUGAGCUGAGACUUAAGAUGAAUCAAGCUAGAAAAGCCAAUCAGACAGAUGUCGGGGCUGAAAAGAAAAAAAUGGAAGCUCCACCUGAGACGAGGGGCAUCUCUAAACAGAAAUGGUUGGAGGAGAGGAAGAAAAAGAUUGGAAAACUUCUUGAUGCUAAUGGUUUAGAUAUGACAAAAGCGUAUAUGCUAGAUACUCAAGAGGCUGCACAAUCAAAAUACAAAAAGUGGGAAAAGGAACCGGCCCCUUUUGGUUGGGAUGUAUUCAACCAAAAGACAUUAUACAACGCAUAUAAGAAACGGACGAAGAACAUCGAGGUUGAUCUGGAAGAGUAUAACAAAAUGAAAGAAACUGAUCCCGAGUUCUAUCGAGAUGCCUCUAGUCUACAAUACGGAAAGGCUCCAAAGAUUUCAGAAGAUAUCAGCAGGAGGAGAAGGUAUCGGGAGGAGAAGGAUAUCGACUCGAUCAACGAGAGAAACGAACAUUUCAACAAGAAGAUCGAGCGUGCGUUCGGGAAAUACACACUGGAGAUCAAGAACAAUCUUGAAAGAGGAACUGCAUUACCCGACUAAAGCUCACUACUACAAAGGUGAAAACUUUAGCCUACUUUCUACUCCCAAACUUAAACUCUGUCAUGAAGAA